Molecule: messenger RNA, 1573 nt
Organism: Melospiza melodia melodia
Lineage: Eukaryota; Metazoa; Chordata; Aves; Passeriformes; Passerellidae
Gene: HSBP1
Product: heat shock factor binding protein 1
Exons: 4
Coding region: 36-266 (76 amino acids)
Biological process (GO): cellular heat acclimation
Cellular component (GO): nucleus; cytosol
Molecular function (GO): transcription corepressor activity
Source: RefSeq, a predicted model, not a curated record
CGCGGCCCGGAAGUGGAGCCGCCGCCGGAGCCACCAUGGCCGAGACCGACCCCAAGAGCGUCCAGGACCUGACGGCCGUGGUGCAGACAUUGCUCCAGCAAAUGCAGGACAAGUUUCAAACCAUGUCUGACCAAAUCAUUGGAAGAAUCGAUGACAUGAGCUGCCGCAUCGAUGACCUGGAGCGCAACAUCGCCGACCUGAUGAUGCAGGCGGGCGUGGAGGAGCUCGAGGGGGAGAACAAGACCCCGGCUUCCAACAAGGGCUAAAGUUGCCAACAACUCAAGAUAAGUCAUGGAAGAUUACUUUUUUUUCUACAAAUCCUUGGAAUUAAAAAAUGGCUCUUUGCAACUCCAGUGUGUGAAAGCAUUUUUAUAUUGUUACAGAGCUUGCAUUCCUAAUGUACAUUGUAUAGUUGGGGUAGGGUAGUUUCUAUUUUGAUUUUGUGUACUGUAAUUUCACUUUUUGAAUUCUUGUAACGAGGAUCACUUGGUUGUGUUAUUAAAACACAGAUCUUAUGGAUCUCAACUCCUGGGUGUAUUUUUUUGUGGAGUCACUUUUUUCUCUUUCCUGUACUUUUCUAGAUGUUUCAUGUUUGAUAGCUCAGCAUUUAGUGACUCCCUCCAAAUGGGAACCUUGCCUUGUGAGUUUGUGGAGUGAAGCACAAGAUUGAAACUUAAUUAAUUGCAUUCAUUGUAGCUCUGAGCAUCAGGCACUCUCUAGUUGAGGAUUGUGUUGUCUUUCAUCCAUGUGAUAAAGGUGAUUUUUGGAAACAAGAGGCACUGAACAUCAAAACCAUCUCUCCUGCUGCUGGUGUUCCUGGAGCGUCAAGGAGAUGCAGGUUGACCAUGAGAGACAUCUGAGCAGCUACUGCCACCCCAGCUGUGACACCAGGAACUGCUCACAGAGCAAUCUCACCGUGGGACUGAAGGUUUUUAACAUGUCCCUUUGAUCCAUAACUGGAUUAAAGGGGUGGGAUUGGUGGACAGGGGUUGUGGCAAUGUCUGUGUGGGGUUUUCAGUGGGAAUCACUGCCUUGCUCACAGCAAAGCAGUGAUACAUGAACAAAAAAUGAGAGAAUCCAUGUAGAUUUUUAAAGCCUUCUCUCAGAAUAACUUCAAAAUAUUUGAUUUUUUUUUUGUUUGCUUUUCUAAUCACACCCACGUCUUUGGGCAUGGAGUGUGUAUUUAUUACAUUUUGGCCAUGGAAGGUGUGUUUGGGAGAGUCUGGACUUGUCACUUGUGAAGAAAAAUGACCAAUGUCAGCCAUUCCUGACAAUCACUGCAAUGCUCCUCCAGCUUCAAAUGCAAAUUUCAGCAAGCACUAGUGGCAGGCAGCAGUUGCAGGUGCACCACACUUCAGCUGCUCCUUAAAUGCCACCAAAUUAGCACUUGAGUGCUGUGAAGGCAAUAUGACAGGUCAUUUUUCCAAACUCACUGUAAUAAAAGCUCAUAAUAACGGGGGAAUUUUGUGAACAUGAGAAAUGUAUCAAUAUAUAUACUUGUAAUACCAGCCUUAGGUCCUUUGUAAUGUCAUUUCAAAAAAAAAAAUCUAAUAAAUGGUUAUGUGGUAACAAA